Messenger RNA from Hippopotamus amphibius kiboko, 1011 nucleotides. It is a transcript of the gene MAJIN, whose product is annotated as membrane anchored junction protein. The transcript is spliced from 10 exons. NCBI's taxonomy places the organism in Eukaryota, Metazoa, Chordata, Mammalia, Artiodactyla, Hippopotamidae. The record is from RefSeq and is a predicted model, not a curated record. Gene Ontology annotation, molecular function: DNA binding. The coding region runs from base 1 to 783 and encodes 260 amino acids. Gene Ontology annotation, cellular component: nuclear inner membrane. Gene Ontology annotation, biological process: homologous chromosome pairing at meiosis; meiotic attachment of telomere to nuclear envelope.
AUGAGUUUAAAACCUUUCACCUACCCAUUUCCAGAGACAAGGUUUCUUCAUGUGGGACCCUAUGUGUAUAAAUUCAAAAUUAGAUACGGCAACAGCAUCAGAGGGGAAGAGGUAGAAAAAAAAGAAGUCAUCAUCCAGGAGCUGGAGGAUUCUAUUCGUGCGGUCUUGGGCAACCUGGAUAACCUGCAGCCAUUCACUACAGAACACUUCAUUGUAUUUCCCUCACAUUUCCCAGAUAAAAGCAAAUGGGAGAGAGUGUCCCACCUGAAAUUCAAACACAGAGAAACUGUCUUGGUCCCUUAUCCAUUUGUUUUCACUCUGUACGUGGAGAUGAAAUGGUUUCGUGAAAACUUGUCACCUGGAAAACUAGUAAACAGUCCUCAUGGAUUGGUCCUGGCAGAGAGGAAAGCAGCAAGAGCCAUGAUGAGGAAACAAAAAUGCGCAGAAGUGCCCAGCUCCCCCAGCUCCCCAACCAGGCCAGGGCUGGACAGGGCCAAGAUGGGGACUUCCAGCCAAGGGCUCAGCAACAAGAAGCCCCCUGUGGAAACCAGGAGGAACAGAGGAAGAAAAACCCAGCAGGAGACCCCAGCAUUUGAUAUCACUGAAGUCCGGGACCAGGAUUUUAAGUCGGGGGACAGCCUAGCAGAGAAGAUGAUCCCACCAUUGCAGCAAAACAAUCCACCUCCACCUGAAGGACCCACAGAGCUGGGAACCAGUGGCUUCUUUGGGUUUCUAAGCUCUCUCUUCCCAUUUCGGUAUUUCUUCAGAAAGAGCAGCCAGUGAGCCUCCUAAAUGCAGCGGUGGGAAGAGCAUUGUCUCGCGCAGUGACUCCUCCCACUCCACCCUCUGCUCAUGACGUUCCAGUCACGGGGAGUGAGAGCCCCAAACUCCCUGAGUCCUCUUGUGGGUUUGUCCUGUCAUUUGCCUCUUUACAGUGGAAUGUCUUUCCCCAGUUUAAAACGCUAAGAAUGUAACUUUCUAAAAUGCUCUAGUCUGAGAAUUUUACUGCUU